AUGGGUUGCUGUGGUUGUGGUGGCUGCGGUGGUGGCUGCGGUGGCUGCGGUGGUGGCUGUGGUGGUGGCUGUGGCAGCUGCACCACCUGCAGGUGUUACCGGGUGGGCUGCUGCUCCAGCUGCUGCCCCUGCUGCCGCGGCUGCUGUGGGGGCUGCUGCAGCACGCCCGUGAUCUGCUGCUGCCGCCGCACCUGCAGCUCAUAUGGCAGUGGCUGUGGCUGUGGGAAGGGCUGUUACCAGCAGAAGGGCUGCUGUCAGCAGAAGUGCUGCUGCAAGAAGCAAUGCUGCUGCUAG
This is a messenger RNA of Pongo pygmaeus (Bornean orangutan), 294 nucleotides long. It is a transcript of the gene SCYGR6, whose product is annotated as small cysteine and glycine repeat containing 6. The record is from RefSeq and is a predicted model, not a curated record. The coding region runs from base 1 to 294 and encodes 97 amino acids. NCBI's taxonomy places the organism in Eukaryota, Metazoa, Chordata, Mammalia, Primates, Hominidae. The transcript has a single exon.